Acytostelium subglobosum LB1 is the source of this 1332-nucleotide messenger RNA. RefSeq lists its product as hypothetical. The coding region runs from base 1 to 1332 and encodes 443 amino acids. The record is from RefSeq and is a predicted model, not a curated record. The transcript has 2 exons. Gene Ontology annotation, molecular function: sulfide:quinone oxidoreductase activity; FAD binding. NCBI's taxonomy places the organism in Eukaryota, Evosea, Eumycetozoa, Acytosteliales, Acytosteliaceae.
AUGGCAGACCUAUUCAAGUCAUUCUUGGUAACAUUCUCAUCGAUGAGUGUACCAAAUGUUGCACCAAUAACAACAAACAGUACUGCACCCAAUGAUAAAGUGACAAGGAUUGUAAUCGUUGGUGGAGGUACGGGUGGUCUGUCAACUGCAUCAAUGUUGCAGAGGAAGUUUGAGAGUGCAGGUGAUAUCACCAUUGUUGAACCAUCUGAUAAGCAUUACUAUCAACCUUUGUGGACAUUGGUUGGAGGUGGUAUAUUCCCAAAGGAGAAGAGUGUAAGGAAUGAAGCUGACUUUAUACCAAAGGGUGCAAAGUGGGAGAAGGAUGCUGUGGCAACAUUCAACCCAGACAACAAUAAUGUUGUCACCAAGACUGGCAAGAAGCUAGAGUACGACUACUUGGUGGUGGCCACUGGUAUCACACUUUAUCUGGACCGUAUCCGUGGACUGAAAGAGACGUUGGGCAAGAAUGGUGUCACCACCAACUACUCGUUCGACACUGUCGACAAGACAUUCGAGUUCAUCAAGUCAACCAAGAGUGGCGCCGCCAUCUUCACAUUCCCCAACACGCCAAUCAAGUGUGGAGGCGCGCCCCAGAAGAUCCUGUGGCUGGCCGACGACUACUUCCGCAAGAACCACUGUCGCAAUGAAGUGGACAUUAUGUUCAAUACGGCUGGUGUGUCGAUGUUUGCCGUCAAGAAGUACUCGGACGCACUGGACGUUCUGGCAAAGGAGAGGAACGUGCAACAGAACUUUAAGUACAACCUGAUCGAGGUGGAUGGCCCCAACAAGACUGCCAUCUUUGAGACGCCAGAGGGCAACAAGUCGAUGAAGUUUGAGAUGCUUCACGUCGUCCCACCAAUGGGACCAUUGCCAGAGGUCAAGAACUCCCCACUUGCCGACCCAGCCACAGGUUACGUCACCGUAAACAAGGAGACGCUCCAGCACACCAAGUACGAGAACGUCUUUUCAUUGGGAGACUGCUCCAACCUGCCCACUUCAAAGACGGCGGCGGCCAUCACCAAGCAGGCACCAUGUCUCGUCGCCAACCUGAUCCAUCAUAAGAACGGCCAGCCACUGGCGGCCAAGUACGACGGAUACACUUCAUGUCCAAUCACCACUGGCUACAACUCACUGAUGCUAGCCGAGUUCAAGUAUGACAGCGUCGUCUCUGAAACAUUCCCAUGGGAUCAAUCCAAGCCAGGCUACUAUGGAAUGUUCUUGAAGAAGUACGUCUUCCCCACUGCAUACUGGAAUGGCGUCCUGGCAGGCCGAUGGUUUGGACCCAACACCAUCUUCAACACAUACACCAUCCCAGACGUCAAGAAGAACUAA